AUGGCUCCCGCUUCCGCCACUCAGAAGCCCAAAGACCUCAAGGAGAAGGGUCUCUCCCGAGCUUCGAGCACCUCCAAGGCUGACCCUGAGAGCCCGGUUACUGAAGCCAAUGGAAGUGAGAAUGGCCACCUGAAGGAGCUUCAGAAGUCUCUCCGCAAUGCCGUUAAGAAACUAAACUCUACCGCCAAGCUCGAUGCCAUCCUCGCUGAGAACCCCGGCAAGUCCCUCGACCAACUCAUCGAGGAGAAGAAGAUCAACAACGACCAGAAGGCUCAGGCUAUGAAGAAGCCGUCUCUUCAAGCUGCCGUCAACCAGAUUGAAGAGCAGAUUGCCAUCUACAAGCAGUUCGCUGCCCAAUACGAAGAGAAGUUGGCCUCCCAGAAGGCUGAACUGUUGAAGGCGCACAAGGAGGAGCUGGAAGCUGUCCGUGGGAAUGCCAUUGCCGAUGCGACUGAGUCUAGCGCAAAGGCACUGCGCGAGCGCCUGCUCACCAUGAGUAAGUUCCUGUGCGCCGCGGCCAACCUCCGCCGCGAGGGUGAUGCUACUACUCUGGAGAGUCUUGCAUUUGAGGGUGUCCUGUUCCAGGUCUACGGUGGCUCUCAGGAUGCAGUCAAUGCAAUGGUGAAGUUGAUUGAUGGUGCCGAUGAAAAGGUCAUUGGUGUCGAGGGUGAUGCGCUUGAGUUCACCUAUGGUGACGUGAAGCAGGCCUCCAACAGAUUCGCUCCCGCCGAGGAGAUCACCGAGACUGUCCCCGAGACCACACCCGCCUCUGACCCUACCAUGGCCCACGCUGGCCUUACCGAGCUUCAGGAUGCCUCUUUCGGUGCCGAAGCCGCCCCAGCCUCCGAGAAAGAUCAGCUCGCCCCGCCUACCCAGACUCUCGUUUCCGAUGCUGCCAACACUAUUGCGGAGAAGAGCUAUGGCUCUUUUGACCAGGCCGGUGACACCGGUAAUGUCGAGCUUCCUCGCGACCCUGCCGAAACCGACACUGGCCUCCAGGCCACACCCGCCAGCGCCGAUGGCGGUUUGAACAACGGUUCUGCUGGCGCUGACGUUGCGCAAGAGAACAGUGCCAAGGGCCAAUCCAAUGGACGUCGCGGACGGGGCCCACGUCGUGAGUCAUCUCGCGGUGGUGGCCGAGGCCGAGGCGAUGGCAAACAGGCCCGUGGUCGUGGUGGUGGUCGCGGUCGUGGCGGUCGUGGACGCGGUGGCGGCAAUGGUUCGCCUGCUGAAGCCCAGCCAAAGACCAACGGUGGCACUAACUAA
This is a messenger RNA of Penicillium arizonense, 1266 nucleotides long. RefSeq lists its product as uncharacterized. Bases 1 to 1266 code for a protein of 421 amino acids. NCBI's taxonomy places the organism in Eukaryota, Fungi, Ascomycota, Eurotiomycetes, Eurotiales, Aspergillaceae. The record is from RefSeq and is a predicted model, not a curated record. The transcript is spliced from 4 exons.